This is a messenger RNA of Fusarium tjaetaba, 2379 nucleotides long. RefSeq lists its product as uncharacterized. Lineage: Eukaryota; Fungi; Ascomycota; Sordariomycetes; Hypocreales; Nectriaceae. The record is from RefSeq and is a predicted model, not a curated record. The coding region runs from base 1 to 2379 and encodes 792 amino acids. The transcript is spliced from 5 exons.
AUGUUCAGUUUCCAGAUUGAUAUCUGCGAUCCUUCGAAGCGCUUUGGCCGUGAAGUGCCGAAGAGGGCUCGCCAACUUCCCCUUCUGGCAUACUCCAUCCAAGCUUUCUCAUCACGCCAUCAGGUCAUGAUCACUGGUGUUGAAGACGAAAAAAGUGAAGAGUAUCAUAGCCAUGCUUUACGCAUUUUGAUCCCCAUUCUAGAUGACCCGAUGUCAUCUUUGGACGAGAACCUUUUAGCAACAGCAGUCCUUCUGAGGCUGUACGAGGAGAUGUGUGGAUGCGCACGACUUUGGAAUAACAUCCCCGACUUCAUAGCUGAAGGCGGUUUGAGCGAAGCGGCCAGCUGGAUUCUGCUCCGACAGAACUUGCACAUCUCUCUGAUUAAAGGCGAGCCCAUGCAAGUAGAUCUGAAUAAAUACAGACGCUCGAAAUCAUUCAUAGAGACGACUGAUGAGGACUUUGCGAAUCGGAUUAUUCUUAUCUGCUGCCAGGUAUUAGAAACUUUCUUUGGCCCAGGCGCCCAGCCUGACUACGAAACGUGGGCGCAUCUUGGUAAAGAGGUUGCCCUAUGGCAUGAUUCAAUACCAGCGCAUUAUCAUCCUUAUCACUCUGACAUGGAGGGUGGCUCUACUGGUGUCAAGACCGCGUUCCCUGUGGUAUGGAUGAUGAAUCCUGCUCAGGUCAUGGGGUAUCAACACUAUUGUCUAGCUCGCAUUCUGUUGCAUAUCUCUGAACCCAGGCUCUGGGUUUCCAGCUUGAAAACUAUUGAGCAUCGGAUAGCUGCAGAUAGCCCAUGGACAUUCGAGAUCAUGUCGGAGUUCUUGUGCUUCUCACAUCCCGACCGCGAGCGAGACUGUCAGCAUCGACAAUUAACUCAACAUGAUGCAAUCAGGCUUGAGAAAACCCGCGAUAACACCAGUCAAAGGCGGGAGCGCAUUCGUAAAACCGGCGGGACUAUUAAUAAUCUCAACACCUCCGAUGUGCAAAUGAAGGGUGUUGCUAUAGUUGGACUUGGAAAUAUUCCUAAAGCUAAACAUACUUGGGUGAACAGCAUGUGCGCCAAUUCUUUGUCUCGAGUUUCCCCCAGUCUCCUCGAUCCGUUUGACACUCUGUGCGAGAGUCCUGAGCGACUGCGACAGCUACUGAGACACCCAUUAGCCAAGACCGCCGGUGAACCGCUAUUCCGAAUUGACCAACAGACACAUUGUGUUGUGCUCCAAGGCUUGUGUAAUGGAGAUGGUCUGGCGCCCUUGUUGAUCCACAAGUCUUUGUUCCAUGCUCUAUCUCUCCUUCUAGCUUUAGCAGCCAAUGACUUCCAGCCUAACUACGAAACGAUGCACCACCGCAGUCAGGUUCUGGGUUCUCUCAAUCGAGAUUUGUCCCAUUUUGGCGGCGACUCGGCAAUACUACAUACCAUAACAGCCAUUCUCAUGGUUAUCAGCUACGAGUAUCGAGUUCGCGAUACAUAUCCUGGUAGUGCCUGCGCCGCUACACAUAUGCGUGGGCUCCAAACGAUAAUAUCUCAACCUAACAUCUUGGCCAGUCAAUACAGUGUCUCUCACGUUACUCAAGUUCAGCGAGCUCUGCUCUGGCAGGACAUCAUCUGCUCCCUUGCAACUGGUGCACCCCGACUGUUGAAGUUCGACAAUCGCGGGAUAUUUACGCGCCUACGGGAGGAUGAGGCGUACCGCGGCUAUUUUACCUUGCCGCAAGGAUUUAUUCCGCAUAGCCACGGAUGGCCUGCAGAGGUAUCUGCUGUGUUCGAGGACCUCAAUGCGCUAUGUUUCAUCGUCGACACGAUACGCCAAGGGACAAGAGCGUCCAUCAGUCAUGUUGAUGAUGCCAAGGAGGAUACUUUCGCUAAUCCAGUACCGUUGAUGGAGGACUUUGAUGAUGAGGGAUACCCAUUAUGCAACAGCCAAGCUGAGUUGCAGACCCGACUCGUGGAUCUUCUCAGUACAACAGGAAGCGUUAGUUCCCAAAGCGAGGAAGCCCUGAUUUACAGAGCUUGCCUCUUUGCGGCUUAUCUCUGUACAUAUCGACUCUCUGAAGGUGUUUGGGGAGGGUACUUUGCGCCCGAGACGUGUGUCACCAAGAUCCUUGAUUGUAUGACAGACUUCACAAGACAAAUGUCGCCGUGGAAGCUUGCACCGGACAUCACAAUCUGGUUGCUGUAUAUGGCUGGAGGCCUCACUAAGGGUCAACUCUAUGAAAAGCAAGCGGCAGCGUUGGUGCGACGUUAUCGGUGCUUCUACUCAGCUGGCUACAAGCGAGACUGGGAGCUAGUGGAGAUGAGGUUGAAGAAGUUUAUCUGGUGUGAGAACGUCAUGGAGCAAAAGAUGUAUAAUUUCUGGCAAGAAUGCCAGACUGGGUUCUGA